Molecule: messenger RNA, 1427 nt
Organism: Manduca sexta (tobacco hornworm)
Lineage: Eukaryota; Metazoa; Arthropoda; Insecta; Lepidoptera; Sphingidae
Product: aminoacylase-1
Exons: 9
Coding region: 31-1230 (399 amino acids)
Biological process (GO): amino acid metabolic process
Cellular component (GO): cytoplasm
Molecular function (GO): aminoacylase activity
Source: RefSeq, a predicted model, not a curated record
UUGUGUUGCAGUGAACGUUAUUUUUGCAAAAUGUCCGGUGAUCAAGCGAGCGACCCCGCCGUGGACAAUUUGCGAAAUUACCUGAGGAUCCGUAGCGUACAUCCCAACGUUAAUUACGAUGAAUGUAUUGAAUACCUCAAGAACCAAGCCAAGAGUCUGGACCUCCCGGUGCAGGUAUUUGAAUGUGUGCCCAAGAAGCCGAUCCUGGUGAUGACCUGGACUGGAGAGCAACCCUCGCUGCCCAGCGUCAUGUUAAAUUCUCACAUGGACGUCGUUCCAGUGUUUGAGGCAAGCUGGACUCAUCCUCCAUUCGCAGCGGAGAUACAAGACGGCGCUAUCUACGGGCGCGGAGUCCAGGACAUGAAGUCAGUCGCGAUCCAGUACAUCGAAGCCGUGAGGAGACUGAAGAGUAAAGGCAUCAAGCUGAAGAGAACUAUCCAUUUGUCUUUUGUUCCGGAUGAAGAGAUCGGCGGCCUCUUGGGCAUGGAAGAGUUCGUGAAGACUGAAGCUUUCAAAAAUCUGAACGUUGGUUUCGCCUUGGAUGAGGGCAUCGCUUGCGCCUCCGAUGAUUACCUCGUCUUCUAUGGAGAGAGGACUAUUUGGCAUGUGAACAUUUUUUGUCCCGGCAAGUCCGGUCAUGGAUCGCUCCUACUCCCGGACAAUUGUGGCGAAAAGUUACGUUACAUGAUUGACAAAUUUAUGGAUUUGCGAGCAGAAUCUAAGAAGAAACUAGCCGAAAACCCAGAUUUGGCGAUCGGUGAUGUCACCAGCAUCAACUUCACCAUGGUAUCUGGCGGCAUCCAGAACAAUGUCAUCCCACAGAGUAUGAGCGCUAGUUUUGAUCUACGACUUGCACUUAACGUAGACUUGGAAGCCUUCGAACAAAUGAUCGCGCGUUGGUGCACGGAAGCCGGUGCUGGAGUCACGUAUUCCUUUAGUCAGAAAGAUCCUUACACUCCGUCUACUAAACUGGAUGACUCUAAUCCUUUCUGGAUCGCUUUUAAAAAUGCCGCUGAUAAUCUGCAUAUAUCCUUGAAACCCCAAGUGUUCCCUGGUGGGACCGAUAGCAGAUACCUUCGCUUCAUCGGCAUUCCAGCGCUGGGCUUCUCCCCCAUGUCUAACACGACGCCUGGUCUGCAUGAGCACGACGAACAUCUCAGCAUCGAGACUUUCCUACGCGGCAUCACCAUCUACGAAUCCCUCAUACCCGCUGUAGCUAAUGUUGGCUAAAUAAAUAGCAAAUUCGGACUAUAAAAUAUGUCUAUAAGUCAAAGCCUAAAUAUUUUGUCUAACUAGUUUUAUAUACUGUUUCAAAUAUCAACAGCGUUUGUGUAUUUAUAAUUUUACCUUUCCACCUGAAUACUCAAUUUUUUCACAAUCUAGAUAACCUAUUUUUUUUAAUAAACUAUAUAUUCUUAUAUUUAAAA